Eremothecium cymbalariae DBVPG#7215 is the source of this 402-nucleotide messenger RNA. RefSeq names its product histone H2AZ (gene HTZ1). NCBI's taxonomy places the organism in Eukaryota, Fungi, Ascomycota, Saccharomycetes, Saccharomycetales, Saccharomycetaceae. Gene Ontology annotation, cellular component: nucleosome. The coding region runs from base 1 to 402 and encodes 133 amino acids. The transcript has a single exon. The record is from RefSeq and is a predicted model, not a curated record. Gene Ontology annotation, molecular function: DNA binding; protein heterodimerization activity; structural constituent of chromatin.
AUGUCAGGAAAAGUUCAUGGUGGUAAAGGUAAAUCGGGUGCUAAAGAUGGUGGGUCAUUAGGGUCUCAAUCGCAUUCAGCAAGGGCAGGAUUGCAGUUUCCUGUUGGUAGGAUUAAACGUUAUUUGAAGAGGAAUGCUGCAGGGAAGACUCGUGUUGGGUCGAAGGCCGCUAUCUAUUUGACUGCAGUGCUUGAAUAUUUGACGGCGGAGGUGUUAGAAUUAGCUGGUAAUGCAGCUAAGGAUUUGAAGGUGAAAAGAAUCACUCCCAGACAUUUACAAUUGGCGAUUAGAGGUGAUGAUGAGUUAGAUUCUUUAAUCAGGGCCACAAUUGCUUCUGGAGGUGUGUUACCGCAUAUAAACAAGGCAUUGUUGUUGAAGGUGGAGAAGAAGAGCCAUAAGUAA